AUGGAUCUGCGUGUGAUUAAAAAGCGCAUCGUAGAGCUGAUUCCUCCGCCAGCAUUGGCUCUCUGCUCGAAUCCCACCAUUGCCCCCUCCACCGAGAUCACCUUCUGCAGGCAUGGCCUGCAGCACAGACUCGAUCAGUGCCCAGCCUACUCACCCCUCACCGGCGUUCCCGAUCUGGCCCAGUUCGGCCUGACUGGGGCUCGAACUCUCGCCCCGGGAACGCGUCAUCUCUUUCCGCCCCUCUUCCAGACCACCCGACUGGUACCGGGCCCCCAGAUACACGACUCCUUCUCCCUCACCCUAAAGCCGCAAUCGUAUGCGUCGCCAUAUUCAUUUGCCCACUUCACCUCCGCCCCCGACAGGCUGGAUUGCUUGGCUCGGCCAAAGGCCGUUGAGUCGUCCAUCAAGUUUCCAAAUCUGCCAACAGGUCUUGAGACAUGCCGCUCGGCCGUCCUGAAAGAAGAUUCACCCUCCAGCCCUCGGUUCUCUGGCCAGUUCUGCUCGCCCCCCCUGCACCACGCCUCAGUUGCACCCUGCGCCAAGAGGCCGAGAGACUGCGGGGCUCGAGCUCGGACCUCGGCCAGUUGUAGAGGUUCGGAUCCUCGAAGACGCCACAAACAACGUCGUGUUGGAGCCCUCGCGAGACAGAACCGUUCCGAGGCUCGAGACACGAUGGAGGAUUCCGAACGCUUUCGGUCCCCCAUCAAUGGAGUCUGCAUUCUUCCGCCCACCUGGAAAGGCUCCCUUUCAUCCGCCUCCCGAGCACUUUCUCUGGCGGCAAGCCCAGCCCCAGAAAUGACCCUCAGGGCAGCGGGCAAGAGUCCGUCCAGACUCGAGCUGGCCUCCAUUUGUACCCUCAGCUGCACCGUGAAUGCUGCCAACAGCAGCUCAUCAAUGCCCAAUGAGUCCGCUGCUGGGUUCGCUCCAGUCGUCAGUUCCGAAGCACUUGCUGCUCUGGCCAGAAUUGAGAACAAGCUUGGCGACUAUGUUUGCAGGUUGUGUGAAGUUUGGUAUCCAGACGCUUUCCAAUUGGCCGGACACAAGUGCCCGAGGAUGGCCUUGCUGGCUUAUCCGUGCGCAUAUUGUGACAAGGUGAGUAUCUGUAAAAAAAAACGUACGCGGUUGUCAUUGCAAUUGACAGAUACGUGGUCAAUGGAGCUCUGGAAAAGUGAUACUCGGUCCGGUUGUGAAUAG
Protopolystoma xenopodis is the source of this 1194-nucleotide messenger RNA. The record is from the annotation of a GenBank genome assembly. Lineage: Eukaryota; Metazoa; Platyhelminthes; Monogenea; Polystomatidea; Polystomatidae.